AUGGUGACAAACUGCCUGCGCAUCAAGUGGACAGGAGCGGCGGGCGCAUUGAGGUCCCAUGACCUUCUUCCGGUCGGCGCUGCUACGUCUCUGCCGCCGUGGCUCGCUGCCCCGCCGACGGCGACGGGGGCCAAGGCGAGGCGCCAGCGCUCUCGCGACCUCUGCGUGCCCGAGAUGGCCCGCGUCGAUUGGUGCGGACAGGUGGUGCAACGGAGCCGCAGCAGCGUGCAAUUGCCCGUGAAAGCUCGGUUGCGGAUGAGCCCUCCCGAGCAGGCGCAGCGUUUGCGCGAGGGCGGUCUCCUGGGCGACAUGAAGGGCGCGCGCUGCCAGCAGCGCAGCGAGGACGUCCAGCGCGGGGCGCGGGCCCGCAAACGCUUCGCCAAGGAAGCCGUCUACGGGCCCCCGACCAUGAAGGGCGACAAAAAUGGGGCAGCUCUGCCAGGGGGGCGCGGCUCCUUUGAAAAGGGCCACGGCGUGCUACAAGCGCGGGCGCCGCCGCCGGGCAGCGCCCGCCACGGGCGGCGAGACGUCGACGUGGCCCGCGGCUUGGGCGCGAGCGAGAAGACGGCGACCCGCCGCGUGAAUUUCGCGAGGUUCAUCAUGGGCGAAUCGGCUCAGGAGGAACAGAAGUCCGCGCGCUUCGGGGGCAGGGCCGAUGGGCGAACCACUCUGAUUGCGGCGGACGAAGCCGCCAUCGCCCGCUACAAUGUCGAGGAGGACGGUAUGCGUGUCUGGCACUGGUGCGUGGCC
Messenger RNA from Prorocentrum cordatum, 750 nucleotides. Lineage: Eukaryota; Dinophyceae; Prorocentrales; Prorocentraceae. The record is from the annotation of a GenBank genome assembly.